Molecule: messenger RNA, 3386 nt
Organism: Plectropomus leopardus (leopard coralgrouper)
Lineage: Eukaryota; Metazoa; Chordata; Actinopteri; Perciformes; Serranidae
Product: rabphilin-3A
Biological process (GO): exocytosis; regulation of calcium ion-dependent exocytosis; spontaneous neurotransmitter secretion
Cellular component (GO): postsynaptic membrane; neuron projection; extrinsic component of synaptic vesicle membrane
Molecular function (GO): small GTPase binding
Source: RefSeq, a predicted model, not a curated record
AUGACUGACUCUGUGGUCGUAUCCAGGCGCUGCACAGAAAUUUAGUCCGCAUCAUUCCCUGACAGCUCCCCGAGAGAGAGGAGAGCGGAGAGCAGGGCUGCAUUCACAGAUUGUGACAGUGCAGCAUGACGGACACGGUGAUGAGCAGCGGCUCGGAUCGCUGGGGGUCCAACGACAGGCAGAGGAGCAUGCACGCUAGUGAUAAAGAACAGGGCAACUGGACCAUGCAGCCAGGCCCUGGUCCCGGUCCAGACCUGACAGAUGAGGAGAAAGAGAUAAUAAACAGUGUGAUUGCCCGUGCUGAGAAAAUGGAGGCCAUGGAGCAGGAGAGAAUUGGGCGCUUGAUAAACCGCCUGGAUGAUAUGAAGAAGACUGUGUGUGGGGACGGACAGUCCCGCUGUUUGCUGUGUGGAGAGCAGCUGGGGUCACCUGGGGUCAGCUCAGUGGUGUGUGAGGACUGCAAAAAGAACAUGUGUACCAAGUGUGGCACACAGUGUAGCAGUCGGCCACGUGCUGUGUGGCUAUGCAAGAUCUGCAGAGAACAGCGAGAGGUGUGGAAGAGGUCUGGUGCCUGGUUCUUUAAAGGAUUCCCUAAGCAUUUCUUGCCAUCACCCAUGCCAUUAUCUAAACCAAAAGAGACCAGUGGCCAGGAGGCGGCAGAGCCCAAGGGGCCGCCAGCUUCCGAGCCCAGGCAGGGAGUAACCCAGCCACAACCGCCAGGUCAGGGUCAGGCUCCUGCCUCUGAACAGCCAGUUUCAGGACAAGAGCCACAGGGCCGUGCUGGUUACCCACCUGUGGCCCCCAAACCAUCCGUUGCGCGCAUGGCCACGGGCGGGGCUGGCCCUGAAGAGGCGGGGCAGGGCAGCCCAGUGGUGAUGAAGAAGAUGGUGCCGGUCCAGAGCUCCAGAUCACAGCCUGCUGCAUCAGCCACCAUGCAGCAGGGUCCAGUUGCAGGAGAUGGAGGGGCUUUCUCUUCUGGUGUAGUUCCAUCAGAGCAGAGAGCGCCUCCUGCUGCAAGAGAGGACAGGAGGCAGCCUGCUGCCUACAGCGCUCCUCCCGCCCGACAGCAACCUCCCCCAGCUGAGGAGGAGGAGGAGGCCAACGACUAUGACUCUGAUGAAGCCACCACCCUGGGCUCUUUAGAGUUCAGUCUGCUCUACGAACAGGAAAGCAACAGCCUCCACUGUAGCAUCCUCCGAGCAAAGGGACUGAAGCCCAUGGACUCAAAUGGACUGGCAGAUCCUUAUGUCAAACUUCAUCUGCUGCCUGGGGCUAGUAAGUCUAACAAGCUGCGCACAAAGACACUGAGAAACACCCGCAACCCUGCGUGGAGUGAGACACUCACCUACCAUGGCCUGACAGAUGAGGACAUGCAGCGUAAGACCCUCAGGCUGUCUGUUUGUGAUGAGGACAAGUUUGGGCAUAAUGAGUUUAUUGGGGAAACCCGAGUGGCGCUAAAGAAACUGAAGAUGAACCAGAAGAAAAACUUCAACGUGUGUCUUGAGAGAGUCAUCCCUACAAAGAGAACUGCAGCAGCUGGGGGAGCCAGAGGCAUCUCUCUCUAUGAAGAUGAGCCGGGGAAGGAUGGUGGAGAGGUAGAGGAGCGUGGCCGGAUUCUGAUUUCACUCAUGUACAGCACCCAGCAGAACCGUCUGCUCGUGGGUGUUGUGCGUUGCGUUCACCUGGCAGCCAUGGACGCUAAUGGCUACUCCGACCCAUAUGUCAAGAUAUGUCUGAAACCCGACAUGGGGAAGAAGGCCAAGUGCAAAACACAAAUCAAGAAGAGGACUUUAAAUCCAGAGUUUAAUGAGGAAUUUGGCUAUGAAAUCAAACACAGUGAGCUGGCCAAGAAGACUUUAGAUAUCUCUGUGUGGGAUUAUGACAUCGGGAAGUCCAACGACUACAUUGGUGGGUGUCAGCUGGGUAUCACUGCAAAAGGAGAGCGGCUGAAGCACUGGUACGAGUGUCUGAAGAACAAAGACAAGAAGAUCGAGCGCUGGCACACCUUGUAUAACGAUAAUAACGUUGCUAGUGAUUAACCCACAGCAUGAGCUUAAACCUCCCUGCUUGGUUUGCAUUCAUCUCCUUAUGCACUUUUCCCCCUUCUAUUUUAUUGUGUUAUUUAUUCUCUCACUACCUGACUAUCAGACAGGCUUAUCACCUCACUCCCCUCUGAUGUAGUACACUCUGUCCUCUUAUUAUUAACAAUUUUUCUGCCUGUGCUGACACUUAAGCUGCCUCUGGGACAAAUCAUAGCAUAAAUGAAUUACAGUUUUCACUAAUGUAACCCAGACAUCUGCCAGCGCACAGCUGCACAAGGACCAUCAUGGCUGUCAGUGAUGUUAUAUGCUGUAGUGUGCUGAACUUGACAUGUUCUCUGCUAAAGAAAAUGAACUGCGCUGGCAAAGAACUAGGAAAGCAAUAUGUUAUGGCAUCCGAGGUCAAAAACCAUCGUUUAAAGUCAUAAAAUCCUCGAUCGAGCUUGUGUCUGAAUUUAUUAGGCUGUCAGGGUAUUAUUUCUUUUUUCAUUUCUCGUGUGAUCACAUCAUGCUGUAGUGCAACACCUUAAACUCUAUAAGCAUGCCAAGCCACAGACAUAAGAAAACACACAGCUGCGCCUUUGAAUAUUUCAACUGUGCCCACCUGUCCUGAACAUAUUGUAUAUUUCCAUGAAGAAAUGUUUACAUACUGAUACAUUGCUCAGGUUAGGAUAGAUAUCUGAUAUACAGAUGAUUCAUAAGUCAGUGGACCAUGAGCUAGAUGAAUCUCUCAUCAGUUGCUGUUAAUUUGUGAUUUAAACUAUAGCACACCUAGUUAAAUAUUAGGGGUAUUUAUGUAUAGUUAUUUAAGCUGUGAAUUAUGAUUUUUGGGAUGUAUUUACUGUGUGAGUAGAGGAACUGAAAUGUGAACAAAGUUUAUAAUUUCUCUGUUUAUUUCUUAGUUACGGUGAGAAUUGGCGGGAUUUUCCUCCUGCUACCUCUCCUGUUCUGAAGCUCGUGGUUCGCUCUGACACCUCAGAGGUUUUCUACUGUAGUGUUUACACUGAAUGCACAUGGUCAGGUCUCUUGCAGGUUUCCCCUUACAAAUUUUGCUUUCCCCUUACAAAUUUUGCUCUGCUUUCAAGGAGAGAUGGCAGAACAGGUUAUGUCAGCUUUACCUGCAUGCACUAACUAUGCUCGUGACUGGCGUGCCUAGGGCACCCUAAUGCACCCUUUGCACAAAAAAGGGCCCUCUUCCUUCCCUUCUGUCCCGCCCCAAAAUCAUUCGAUGCUUUGUUCACAAAUCACAGCAAACCAAGGAAAGCACACCUUACAAAGGGGAAUGACCUGAAUUUAUACAGCUGUUUGCAAGUUAUUCCAAUGUCAAAAUAAAGACGAAAACAAAAA